Messenger RNA from Darwinula stevensoni, 765 nucleotides. Lineage: Eukaryota; Metazoa; Arthropoda; Ostracoda; Podocopida; Darwinulidae. The record is from the annotation of a GenBank genome assembly.
AUGGGUGUGAGGCAACUUGCAGAGGGUGAUGAACGCUGAAUCAGGAUAUAUAUGUAUUCACACAGAAAUCUGGAUCUUAUUGGUUACCUAUCCUAUUCUCCUCAGGAAACACAAGACAAGCAGCUAAUAGGGAAAAUUGUCAUUCCUGGUACUUUGCAGUCCAACGGGUGUUCGGGGAAGCGGAUGACAACUGAAGAUAUCCUUGAAUUUACAGAUCUUCUUAAACUUGGUCAUAAGCCCAUCCCUGUUGCUGAACAGAAGAAGAUCACUUCCUACAAGUCAUGCUCCAGUCCAUUCUUUGACCCAGGCUGUUUAUCCUUGGAUGAUGGAAGGACAGUAGCCUAUCCUGAAGAUAUUCCCAAAGAUGUCAGUGUCUUCAUUGUGGCCCUCCUUGACAUUGUCCUGGAAGUCCUGAUGAAAAUGAUGGAAGACUAUCAAGAAAUGGCUGAGAAGGUUAAUGUAGCCUCUGAAACCUUGGUAGGUUGGGGUGUUGAUUGCAUACCUUUGCCAAAGGGUGGGCCUUCACUCCAAGUUUCUCAACUUAGGAGUCCACAGCUUCAGCUCUAUCAGAACCUCGAUGUAGCCAAGAAGUUGUUUGAGACAAAGGCAAAAGCGAAGGAUAUGAAAGCAGAAAUCCUAAAAAGUCUUGAUCAUUCUGAGCUGGAUGAGGAUGAUCACCUCCCUCACAUGUGAUGUUUUUAUUUGAAGUUUUUUUCUAAUCCAUGCAUUUCCAGACUUGGGGAAUGCAUGAAUCAUGCAGGCCAC